This is a messenger RNA of Cylindrotheca closterium, 1440 nucleotides long. The record is from the annotation of a GenBank genome assembly. Lineage: Eukaryota; Bacillariophyta; Bacillariophyceae; Bacillariales; Bacillariaceae.
AUGAAGCUUUCCAGCGCAGUCUACGGCGCAACAAUAAUUGGAGCCUUGCGACCGGUUUCUGGAUUUCAACCCGUCCAGCAACCAUUCUCUACACAAGCUCAGAGCCAGAUCACUCGACAACAUCCAUCCACAAAAUUAUUCAACCAACUCAAUCAAUUUGACGUGUCCAAGCCUGUCUUUGACCUAUUUUCGUUGCGGACCAUCCGAGGAGAUGCUAUAAUUCGAUACGAUGCUACUAAUCAGAGUGAACCCAUCCGGAUUCAAUUGUAUGCUGCUUCGUGCUUGCUGUUCUUAGCAUCACCUACGUUGGCGGAAGCUUUGGAUUUCGAUCCAUUAACACUUCCAGGCCGGAUUGCUACCGUAGCGGUAUCUGUCCUCUCUGGUGGUCUUUUUGUAAGGGAGUGUAAAAAACGAUCCAAUCAACUGAAUCGCAUUGAAAAGGAGCUUAACACCGAAGGCUUGCCAAUCCGAUUGCCGACCAAUGCACUUUCGGAUCAACGAUACACUAAACCAAUAGUCUUGAAGCAGUUGAGGGCGAGCAAAUCCAUACCUCCCAGGGUCCUUGCCUUGUAUGGAGAAGAUGAAAAGCUAAAGGAUGCACUCAAGGGCCUUUGGACCCUAGGAAAACGUUUGGAACAAGCUUCGGUGUAUGUCGUUUGUAUUCCAACUGUUGGUUCAUCCUUUCGGGCCUAUGAAUGGGUCCUUGAACAACAAAGUUCAAUGGAUAAAACUAUUCCUUGGCUAGCUGACGCAUAUGAUGAGAAAGCCUGGCGCUCAUACUUUAAAGAAUUGACUCCAGAAGACACAAUAAACCCAUCAUUUCUAUGGUUUGGCUUGAAUUCAAAUGGCAGGUCGAUAGGAUCUGGUGCAAACGAAGUCCCUACGUGGCUUCAACUGUUGGGACAGCACUUCCGACCGACAAUGGAUGAUUUUGAACUAAUGGAUGCCCCCAUCGCCGUAGCCAGUAGCGAAGGGGGCGAGGCAGCUCUAUCUCAAUCGGUCCAGGACUUUUACGCUGCCUUGACAACCGGCAACAAAGAGGCAAUGGAUGGCACUCUCUCCAAAACAGAAUCUAGUCAAGUUUCAGAAGUUCUGAAUGCUGGUGGAAGAGUUGACUCAUGGACGGAUUGCCUUGCCGACGGAGCACGACCAGAAGGAAUGGAAGUCUCCAAUGCUGAAGUAAUUAUCGUCUCCGAUACGGAAGCCUACACGACGGUAAUUGAAUCACCCGCCAAUACGGGGCUAGAUUCAGCAACACUACUCGCCGUCCAAGAAUGGACUCGUUCAAGCUCAGAGAAAAAAUGGGAACUAGCUCUACAUCAGACUAUUCCUUGGGAUGCAGCAAACAAAGCGCAGGGUACCCUGCGAUGCGACUGUCGUGGUUGUGUGGCUUUGACUAGAACACCUGAAAGGCAGACGUUUGGUGGAUUGAUUGGUUAA